UUUCUAUUCACUUUUUCCGUCUUCCCAAACAGCUAUCUAUUAAACGCGGUCGAGAGAACUCGCUCAGGCUCAUCUGAUAUUUGGGGUUAGGGUUUUUUUCUCGAUACGACUCGCCAAUUCCAAAACCCUAAUUAUCAGAUCAGGACGCUCUGGAAAAAAAACUGGGAAUUAAGUUCUUUUUGGUGGUCAUUUUUAAUUUUUCCAGGUCUGAGCAUUCCGGUUAGCAGGGCCGCUUAGUUGAAUCAGCUAAGUUUCAUGUCUGAUAUCGACGUACAGCUUCCCACUGCCUUUGAUCCCUUUGCCGAGGCAACUGCUGAGGAUUCGGGUGCUGGGACAAAAGAGUAUGUACACAUCCGUGUACAGCAACGCAAUGGCAGGAAAAGCCUGACUACUGUGCAGGGAUUGAAGAAAGAGUUUAGCUACAACAAGAUACUCAAAGACCUUAAGAAGGAAUUUUGCUGCAAUGGUACCGUUGUCCAGGACCCAGAACUAGGACAGGUCAUUCAGCUUCAAGGUGAUCAGCGAAAGAACGUAUCUACCUUUCUAGUCCAGGCCGGGAUUGUGAAGAAAGACAAUAUCAAAAUUCACGGUUUCUGAGCCGUUGCAACUUGCAGUAACAUCGGCCUCUGCAUAAUGCGUCUCUCUGAAGUUCUGAACCCUCAGUUGAGAAGUUUGUUAUCUGAAUGUUGUAUCAUCUAUAAGCCAGUCUGCUAUGUGGAUUGUGUUUCCGGUGUCUAUUAAGUUUCGAUAAACUGUGUGAUGUGGGUGACUUAUGGAGCGUAUGACAACUUGUGGCUGUCUUAAUUUCAAUGUCUAUGAAAGUAUUACGCUUUUACCUA
This is a messenger RNA of Pyrus x bretschneideri (Chinese white pear), 839 nucleotides long. RefSeq names its product protein translation factor SUI1 homolog 2. The record is from RefSeq and is a predicted model, not a curated record. The transcript has 6 exons. Bases 256 to 597 code for a protein of 113 amino acids. NCBI's taxonomy places the organism in Eukaryota, Viridiplantae, Streptophyta, Magnoliopsida, Rosales, Rosaceae. Gene Ontology annotation, molecular function: translation initiation factor activity; RNA binding. Gene Ontology annotation, biological process: translational initiation.